AAAGAAAGGUUGUGUUUCCAUAUUUUUACACAUGACCAAAUGCAUAAGCUCCACACAAGGCAGCAGUCGACUGAGUACACACGUGGAGAAUGACCAGGAGGAGUUUUCUCUGAGUGGACUUGUACGACCUGCACUGUUUUAGCGCUUUGGAUUAUGCUCUUCAUCCCGAUCCUCUCGCCGCCGCCACUGAGCUUGUAGAUUCUUCAUCAUUCUGAUUUUCUUUCUUCCCCCCCCCAUUAAUCUUUGAUUAAUGCAAACAUCGUCAUGUUUAUCAGAUCAACUUUUCUCCUUUACUUUGUGGUCUCACUCUUAAAGCUCGCUCGUUGCAUGGAGAGUGAACUUUGCUUCCCGAUUAGAAUGAAUAGUGAUGAAAGGACGGAUUCUGAUAACGACGUGGAUUUCCUUAAUAGAAAAUAUGUCCUAAAGAUUAAAGCUUUCAAGCAGGAAUUAGUGAUCGAUUUACAGCGAGACUCUAAUUUCAUUGCCCCUUCCAUCUCUAACCAAGGCGCACUGUGGCUCUCCGAUACCGAUGUCACCACUGACCUGACCCGGUGUUUUUAUUCUGGAUAUGUGAACGCUGAUCAGUACUCUUAUGCCGCUCUCAGUCUCUGCAAAGGUGUGCAAGGUGCAUUUGGCUUCCACGGCUGGGAAUAUUUUAUCAGCCCGGUACAAAAUGACACCAGAAGCGCAGAGAGCGCGCACAUCGUCCGGCGCAGAGCCAGCAACAACCUGAAGCCCAGCUCUACCUCCAGGUGCGCAGUGGACAGCGACAUAAGCCUCCAGGCUGCGCAGUCCUUGGAGAAAUACAAGCGACUGGCGGACCACAGCAAUGUGACAGAAACGAUGCUGAAGAGGAUGGGGAGAGCCAAAAGGUUCGCCUCAGUCCCCAGAUACGUGGAGACGCUUGUUGUGGCGGACGAGUCCAUGGCGAAAUUCCACGGAGAUGACUUAAAGCACUACCUCUUGACACUGAUGGCAGUGGCAGCGAAGCUGUACAAGCAUCCCAGCAUCCUCAACUCCAUCAGCAUUACAGUUGUGAAGAUCAUGAUUAUAUCCGAGGAGGACAAAGGACCCAAGGUGUCCGGGAACGCAGCCAUGACGCUGCGGAACUUUUGCACUUGGCAAAAAAAGAUGAACAAAAACAACGACAAGCAUCCCGAGUACUGGGACACAGCUAUUCUUUUCACCAGACAGGACCUCUGCGGCGCCUCCACCUGUGACACACUUGGCAUGGCAGAUGUUGGCACCAUGUGCGACCCCAAGAGGAGCUGCUCUGUAAUCGAAGACGACGGCCUUCCUUCAGCUUUCACCACUGCUCAUGAGCUCGGGCAUGUGUUCAACAUGCCACAUGACAAUGUGAGAUCCUGUGAGGACCUGUUCGGAAAAAUGCAGGAGAACCACAUGAUGUCACCCACACUUAUUCAGAUCAACCGUACCAGCCCCUGGUCCCCCUGCAGUGCCGCAAUCAUCACUGAAUUUCUGGACGGUGGGCAUGGUGAUUGUUUGCUCGACCAGCCUCAGAAACCGCUAGUCCUACCUGACACGCUGCCAGGAUCAUCCUACAAGCUCGAACGCCAGUGUGAGCUCGCCUUCGGUGAAGGCUCUAAGCCUUGUCCCUUCAUGCAGCCGCCAUGCAGUCGUUUGUGGUGCACUGGAAAGUCCAGCGGACAUUUAGUGUGUAUGACUCGGCACUUUCCCUGGGCAGAUGGCACUCAGUGUGGGGACGGACAGGUCUGCGACCGAGGGGUCUGCACUGACAAGCAGUUUCAGAACUUGAAGGUGGACGGCCGCUGGGGCAAGUGGGGACUGUUCAGUACCUGUUCACGCACAUGUGGUGGUGGUGUCCAGCUGUCAAAAAGAGAGUGUAACAACCCAGUUCCAUCAAAUGGGGGUAAAUACUGCCAAGGAGUUCGGGUCAAAUACCGCUCUUGCAACCUGAACAGCUGCCCUGACACAGGUAAGACAUACCGCGAAGAGCAGUGUGAGAGUAGCGGCCAGAGAUUCAGCAGUAACCGUAUCAGCCACUCAGUGGUGUGGAUACCCAAGUACUCUGGAGUGUCCCUCAGUGACAGGUGCAAACUCAUCUGCAGGGCUAAUGGUACGGGCUACUUCAAUGUCCUGGAAUCAAAGGUUGUUGAUGGGACUCCAUGUUCACCAGAUUCCACGGGAGUGUGUGUCCAGGGGAAGUGCAUUAAGACCGGCUGUGACAGCAAAAUUGGCUCCACUAAAAAGUUUGAUAAGUGUGGAAUCUGUGGAGGUGACAACAAGGGCUGCAAGAAAGUGUCUGGACUCUUCACAAAGCCUGUGCAUGGCUACAACUUCGUUGUCAUGUUGCCAGUGGGUGCAGCCAAUAUAGACAUCCGCCAGCGAGGCUACAAGGGAAUGGUCAGUGAUGAUAACUACUUGGCCGUGAAGAACAGUGACGGCCAUUACCUGCUCAAUGGGAACUACAUAGUGUCAGCUGGCGAGAAGGACAUCUUUGUAAAGAGAAGCUUGCUGCGCUACAGUGGCACAGUCGGCCUCUCCGAGACCAUACAGGCCAUGAAGCCCUUGGGAGAAGCCCUGACGGUGGAGGUCCUUUGUGCAGGCAAGUUGACACCUCCUCGCAUCCGCUACUCCUUCUACCUCGCCCGUCAGGUCAAGGAAGACAAGACUCUGAAGAAGAAUGAGAGGGUAAACUCUCAAAACAGUGUCCUGGGUGAAGAUAGUGUCAAGGAGAAAGACACAGAUACCCUAAAGAUGUCUUACAAAAAGGAGGAGCCCGUUCUGGACAAGUGGGUUACCACAGGCUGGGAUGAUUGCUCCGUUUCCUGCGGCCGUGGGAUCCAGAGGAGGAUGGUGCAGUGUUUGAAACCAGACGGGAAGCCAGGGUGGAACUGUGACUCUUCGCACAGACCUCCAGCCACCAGGGUUUGUGAAGGGCCAUGUCCUGAGUGGUAUAUUGGCCAGUGGUCACCGUGCUCCAGAACCUGCGGGAAGGGCUUCAAGAGACGACCACUGCACUGCCAAAGCCAAACUGGGCAUCUUCUCACAAGAGAUCACUGCACUGGUGUUCGUAAACCACAGGAGCUGGACUUCUGUAACAUGACGCCUUGCUAGUAACUUAAACCUAUAAGCGACACAAGUGUUUUUUUCUGUUUUAAAAGGGUGAAUUGAUUCGAUCUGCAAGUAUCUUUUCUAUCUGUCAGACAUGGAUUUUUCCACUUGGGCUGUUAGAGGAUGAUGGACACCUGCUUGGAAGAAUAUCAACACUCAAACCUGGAAGAUGAAUGCUGAAAGAUAUCUUUCACUGCCACUUUGUUUAAGCAUUAUUCAGGAGUACAUUUUAUGGCAAUACAAGAUAAUCAAGGUCAAAUAAAAUUUAGUUGAAUUCCUUGUACUGUCAGCAGAUACAGAAUGUCCAUUUGCAAGCAAUCAAUCUAGUUUACCUUUUGAGUCUGGAACCCAUUUCAUGUCAUAAUACUUUAACUGUGCAGGCUGCAGAUUAGUGAAAGCUGUGGGUAGUUUACAAAACGACUCCAGUCAUUUUUCAAAUAGCAACUAUACCAAGAGUGACAUGUAUGAAUAACAGUUUGACUAAAACAUAGUUUCAAAAUAUCUCACGCAUGUUUUAUCGGCCAUCUUUUUUUUUUUUAA
Molecule: messenger RNA, 3636 nt
Organism: Haplochromis burtoni (Burton's mouthbrooder)
Lineage: Eukaryota; Metazoa; Chordata; Actinopteri; Cichliformes; Cichlidae
Product: A disintegrin and metalloproteinase with thrombospondin motifs 15
Exons: 8
Coding region: 265-3099 (944 amino acids)
Biological process (GO): proteolysis; extracellular matrix organization
Molecular function (GO): metalloendopeptidase activity; zinc ion binding
Source: RefSeq, a predicted model, not a curated record